Messenger RNA from Spodoptera exigua (beet armyworm), 1673 nucleotides. The record is from the annotation of a GenBank genome assembly. NCBI's taxonomy places the organism in Eukaryota, Metazoa, Arthropoda, Insecta, Lepidoptera, Noctuidae.
GCUAAGCCUCCAAACAUGAUCACGCUGUAUCUGUUGCUCGCGAUAUCACUGGCUUUGUACGGGGUUUACCUCGUUUCAAAACGGAAAUUCAGAUACUGGGAGAAGAAGAAAGUACCGCACCUACCACCAAAACCAAUUGUGGGAAAUUUCGCCGAAUACAUUCUCCAACAGAAGUACUAUGGCCGCGUUGAACAGGAGAUCUGUAAUAAGUUCCCUGAAGAACCAUAUGUCGGAUCUUACUUUGGUACGGAACCGGCUCUUAUUCUACAAGAUCCAGAAUACAUCAAAACCGUCAUGACAAAGGACUACUACUUCUUCAGUGGGCGUGAAGUCUCCUCAUACUCCGAGAAGGAAGUCUUAACGCAAAAUCUCUUCUUCAGUUAUGGUGACAGGUGGAAGGUACUGCGUCAGAACCUAACGCCUCUAUUCUCAUCAGCCAAGAUGAAGAAUAUGUUCCACCUGAUCGAGAAAUGUGCUCGUAUCUUUGAGAACAUGAUUGACCAAGAAAUACAGAAGAAUGAAAACAUAGAAGUGCGAGCCCUCACGGGAAAGUUCACAAUGGAUGCUAUUGGAAAUUGUGCUUUUGGAGUUGAGACCUGGACAAUGGUGAAGACUGACAAUAAUCCAUUCACAAAAAUUGGUGAUGUUAUCUUCGAUACUGCCAGAUUGAGAGCACUCAAGUUUGUCGCAAGAAGUAUUUGGCCAGCUAUCUUUUAUGCUUGUGGGGGUAAAUCAUUCCCUGUCGAUGUUGAUCGGUUCUUCUCCAACUUGAUGACUGGUGUUUUCAAAGGACGCGACUACAAGCCGACUUCAAGAAAUGACUUUGUUGAUCUCAUAUUGAAGCUUUACAACAACAAAACUGUGACAGGAGAUAGUCUAACAAAUAUGAAAGGAGAAUCAGGAAAGAAAGUCAGUUUAGACGUGGACGAAGACUUCUUGAUCUCACAAUGUUUCUUGUUCUUUAUUGCUGGGUAUGAGACGUCGGCGACUACGUUGAGUUACACUUUUUAUGAGUUGGCGAAGAACACAAGAGCUCAAGAGCUGGCGAUCCAAGACGUGGACAACUACUUGCAACGCAAUGAUAACGUGUUGAAGUACGAAUGCACAACUGAGUUGCCUUACAUUGAAGCGUGUGUCGAUGAGGCUCUUCGUCUAUACCCAGCGCUAGGAGUUCUAACUCGAGAGGUUAUUGAGGACUAUACAUUCCCGACGGGAUUGAAAUUAGAGAAAGGUCUACGCGUACAUUUGCCAGUAUACCACAUGCAACACAACCCUAAGUAUUUCCCGGAACCAGAGCAGUAUCGUCCGGAGCGGUUCCUGGGUGAAGAGAAGAAGAAUAUUACACCAUACACAUACUUUCCAUUCGGUGAGGGACCUCGACUAUGCAUUGGAAUGAGGUUUGCAAAGAUGCAGAUUACAGCGGGAAUUAUAACCAUAUUGAAGAAAUAUCGAGUAGAACUUGCCCCGGGUAUGGGCGAGAAAGUACAGUUCGAACCUCGAUCUAUAGUCACCGCCCCAAUAGGGGGUAUCCGACUGAAAUUCAUUGAAAGAGAGGGCUGGCAACAACGAGUUUUUAAGGCUCCACCUGAAGCAUAAGUUAGGAUUACGUAAGGGACAAUUAUGUCUUACCGUCGUACUCAGAGUUAUUUACUUAACGGAACUUAGGUCACUUA